AUGCCUCGAGGAUUUUUAGUGAAACGGAGUAAACGCGUCUCUGCAGCAUCUUACCGAAUGCGUAACGAAGACAGGGAAACUCCAAAAUCUGACCCCUCAACGCAGUCUACAGACGGACCGACAAGUGUAUUAGUUGCUUGCCCAAAUGUGGCGGUAUCUGAAACUGUUAGAGAAUGCUGGACAAGUGCCCCAACUAAAACUAGUCAACCUCAUGUACCAGAAGGUUCAGCGGACAUGGAAAACAGUUUAGAACAUGGAGAUUACGCACACCAUUUCAGUGAUCCAGAGCAAAGCGAGUCUCCUUGCAACAGUGACAUAUCAUACAGUCCCAUAAAACCGGUGAGCGUCGAACUGAAGAGGUCAUUUUUUGAUAGGUGUCUCAGUUCACCUGCGACAGCGGAGUCGUUUCCACUGAGUACGCCUGUGUCUUCCAUCGAGCGGCUCCUGAUGAACCAUGCAGAGAUGAAAUUUGACUCACCUGUGAAUACUUAUACCUCUUUUCAUCAAAGUAUAAAACGCUCAUACAUGGAGACGGAACGCAAGAGCAAACCGUCGGGGAAAAAGCCCAAAGUCAUGAGGAAGCUCAACUUUGAAGAUGAAGUGACGACCUCGCCAGUCCUUGGGCUUAAGAUAAAGAAGGAGAGCCCCGAGUCUAAAGAGGGACCAUCAUCAACCUCAGGGAAAAAGAAACCUCUUGGUGAGUUCAUUUGUCAGCUUUGCAAAUUAGAGUAUCCCGAUCCUUUCUCACUAGCACAGCAUAAAUGCUCUAGGAUUGUCCGCGUUGAAUAUCGCUGUCCUGAGUGCGACAAAGUUUUCAGCUGUCCCGCCAACCUAGCCUCGCAUCGCAGGUGGCAUAAACCUCGCAACCUUAACAACAGUGAGUCGCAGAGCAUGAAGAAGUCACAGUUAGUUGGGCGCAUCCCCGAGAAGACAUCGAUGGAGGGAAAAGAGAACACAAACAAGAUUAUGGUCAAUAAUCAGCACCACCUCACCUUGGAUAGCUCCCAGUGCCACAGGCCAACGGACAGCAUCCACGGAGAGGAGCAGCUGCGCACCAGGUCGCAGGACAGUCCGCCUCCUCCUCUUGACCAGAGGUACAUGUCUACUGAAAAAUGCUUCGAUCUGCAUAUUAGGUCCGCUGAUAACUCAAGGCUGUUCGAACACUGCUCGGAAGCGACAGACGUUUCAACCUCGGCAUAUCUUCCAUCUCCCGGUGGGGGAGAAGAAGUGUACGAAUGCCAUUAUUGCAGCAAAAAGUUUCGAAGACAAGCCUACUUGAGGAAACACCUUGCCGCGCACGAGACAAUCAAGUCACCUCCUUACAACCAAAUUGAGAGUGGGCAAAUCACUUUCCCCUGUCACCUUUGCGGAGCACAUUUCCCAUCUGCAGAGAUUCGCGAUAAGCACAGACUUUGGCACGCAGUUAGGGAUGAUAUUUUUGUAAACCCAGGGAAAAGCGCAAGCGCUUUAAUGCGACCGGACCUUUCUACGGGAGACCAGCAGAUAUUCUCGUGUAAACAUUGUCCAUCGACCUUCUUCAGCUCGCCCGGUUUAACCAGACAUAUCAACAAGUCCCAUCCGACCGAAAACAGACAGGUUAUGCUUCUGCAGAUGCCUGUAAGGCCAGGUUGCUGA
This is a messenger RNA of Chanos chanos (milkfish), 1635 nucleotides long. It is a transcript of the gene insm2, whose product is annotated as insulinoma-associated 2. Gene Ontology annotation, cellular component: nucleus; transcription repressor complex. Lineage: Eukaryota; Metazoa; Chordata; Actinopteri; Gonorynchiformes; Chanidae. The coding region runs from base 1 to 1635 and encodes 544 amino acids. The transcript has a single exon. Gene Ontology annotation, biological process: neuron differentiation; negative regulation of transcription by RNA polymerase II; regulation of cell cycle process. Gene Ontology annotation, molecular function: RNA polymerase II cis-regulatory region sequence-specific DNA binding; DNA-binding transcription repressor activity, RNA polymerase II-specific. The record is from RefSeq and is a predicted model, not a curated record.